AUGUGGAGCCUGCGGGUGCCGGCUCUUCUUAUCUCAGCCACAUUGACAGCCUCAUCCGCAGUGCUUCAGUUGCAAGGUGACAAUUUUCAAUCUCACCUCGAGACCCACUCUCCCGUACUGGUAAAUUGUAGUGAGCCAUGCCGAAAUCUCAAGCCCGAAUUCGAAGCAGCAGCAGAAGUGCUCAAGAAAAGAGACAUCGCAUGCAUCAGCAUCGAUUGCAGCCUCGAAAACAAAACAUGUAUCGCCAAUCACAUCACAUCAUAUCCCACAAUCAGGAUUUUUCACGGCCCUGAGAAGUUCACACGAUACAGAAACGAGAGAAAAGCGCCAAAUAUUAUAUCUUAUAUGAUAAGAGACAGUCUACCACUUGUCUUAGAAGUUACUACCGAUAAUAUAGAGGAGGUUCUAUUGAUGGGAACAUCGACUUUGAUUGCAUACAUCGAUGAAGAUGAUCAGAAAUCUCGAUCAGUUUUCACUUCCUUCGCGGAAGCACACCAAAACGAAUUCAUAUACGGCAUAACAUCCAACCUAACAUUAGCCAAAUCUAACGUACAGAAAGCUCCCUUCGUCAUUGUUUAUAGUCCUCUAGAUCAAGUGAACCCCAUCUUUAAAGACACCUUCUCGCUUGACAAGCUCGAAGCUUUCGCCAAUAAAUAUUCCACUCCCCUCAUUGGAACAUUCUCAUUGGAAACCUACUAUGCCUACACCGAAGCACUACCGCCAUCUUCCCCUUGUACUCCCUCCGACCAUUCAUCCCUCCUCUCCCUCCUCAAACCCAUCGCCGAGAAGCACAAAAGCAAACUGAACUUCGCCACUAUCGAUGCCACAAAAUACCGAUUCUUCGCCAAAGCAUUGAAUCUUGCGACUGAUAAGUUUCCCGCGUUCGUGAUCGAGGAUACCGUGAGCGGUGAUACGGCGCCGUUUGAUCAAGAUGAGGAGGUUACGGGGCAGAAGAUUGAGGGUUUCGUCCAGAAAUAUUUUGAACUUAGAGGGAAGGGAAAUGUGCCAGUGCAGACUGCGGUAAGUUUUCCUUUUGGAAUGGAAACGCUGACGGAUCAUUGUAUGUGA
Messenger RNA from Hyaloscypha bicolor E, 1068 nucleotides. RefSeq lists its product as uncharacterized. Gene Ontology annotation, cellular component: endoplasmic reticulum. Gene Ontology annotation, molecular function: protein disulfide isomerase activity. The coding region runs from base 1 to 1068 and encodes 355 amino acids. The record is from RefSeq and is a predicted model, not a curated record. Lineage: Eukaryota; Fungi; Ascomycota; Leotiomycetes; Helotiales; Hyaloscyphaceae. Gene Ontology annotation, biological process: protein folding; response to endoplasmic reticulum stress. The transcript has 4 exons.